AUGUCGGAAGUUCCGGUACGUUUUGGGAUCCCGCUUCAGAUAGAAAGAGCGGUGACCGAGUACCCCGUAGGGAACGGAGAUAAGUAUAUUAGGUAUUAUACUUUAGUAUGGAUUGAUGUGGGGGAAACGCAUUACCAGACCCACGAGUAUAUAGCCUGGUGCUUUAGAAACUACUCCGGGGAGUAUGGACCUCUUCGGACUUUUGAUGUCCCGUUUAACGGGCUGGACGAGGUGGACCCGCAGUGUGCCGACGAAGACCUAGUGAACCCCGAAGCUACGCCCGAGGGGAGUUCGAGUUCUGGCGCCGGACCUGUCGUCUGGGAGAAAAGAAACAAGCCGAUUUCAAGCUACUUAGAUGAUUCAAUGUUGAAUAUGUUUUAUGGAACUCUUCUAAAAGCAACCCAUGGUUUCUCUUCUACUAAUCUAAUCGAGGUUGGAAGUUUUGGGUCUGUAUACAAGGGGCUACUCCAAGCGAAUGGAAAUGUCAUCGCGGUUACGGUGCUUAAUUUAACACGGCAUGGUGCUCUCAAAAGCUUCAAAGUAGAAUGCGAGGUUUCAAAGCACAUAAAACAUCAAAAUCUUAUAAAAGUCCUGACAGCGUGCUCAGGCAUUGAUUAUAACGGUGAUGAGUUUAACGCUAUAGUUUAUGAGUUCAUGGUCAAUGGCAGCCUAGAAGAGUGGUUGCACCCAAAUCCAGCUCCAAAUGAUGCAAAUGGGCACUCGAAGAAAUUGAGCCUCACCCAAAGGAUAAACAUUUCUAUUGAUGUUGCUUCUGCAUUAGAUUAUCUCCAUAAUCAAUGCCAAAGCCCAAUAAUUCAUUGUGAUCUAAAGCCAAGCAACGUCCUUCUAGAUGCUGACAUGGUUGGACACAUUGGUGACUUUGUGUUGGCAAAGAUUGUCCUCGAAUCUACGUUUGACACUAAGGCAAACAUGAGUUCUGUUGGUAUAAGAGGAACAGUUGGUUAUGCCGCUUCAGGAUUAAGUCCCACUAGCGACAUAUUCGGAGAUAAUUUGAAUCUUCAUAAUUAUGUCGCUGAAGCUUUGCCCCAACAAGCCAUAAUGAUUACUAAUCCCAUGCUGCUUCACCAAGGAGAGAGCCGCGACAGUUCCCAUGAUUCGCUUCUUGAAAGGAGUCGCAUUUUUAAAAAAUGUUUAGAAACAGUAUAUCAUAUUGGACUCGCUUGCUCCGUCGAGGAGCCCAUACGACGCAUGACCAUCGACCAAGUUGCAACCCAGCUGCAUUUGAUCAGGGAGAAACUUUUUGCAGCUUCUUUAGUUGGAUAG
This is a messenger RNA of Syzygium oleosum, 1284 nucleotides long. RefSeq names its product probable LRR receptor-like serine/threonine-protein kinase At3g47570. The record is from RefSeq and is a predicted model, not a curated record. NCBI's taxonomy places the organism in Eukaryota, Viridiplantae, Streptophyta, Magnoliopsida, Myrtales, Myrtaceae. Gene Ontology annotation, molecular function: protein kinase activity; ATP binding. The transcript is spliced from 3 exons. Gene Ontology annotation, biological process: protein phosphorylation. The coding region runs from base 1 to 1284 and encodes 427 amino acids.